Molecule: messenger RNA, 333 nt
Organism: Oncorhynchus gorbuscha (pink salmon)
Lineage: Eukaryota; Metazoa; Chordata; Actinopteri; Salmoniformes; Salmonidae
Product: proline-rich receptor-like protein kinase PERK14
Exons: 4
Coding region: 1-333 (110 amino acids)
Source: RefSeq, a predicted model, not a curated record
AUGUCUGUAUGGCUGGAGCAGGAGCAGGAGGAGGACAAGUGUCCGGCCCACCAACAAAAGCCCCCAUCCAUGCAGGAGCUCCCCUUGGCCUCCGAGGUAAACAGGUCUCAGGGCCUCACCACCGUCCCCUGGGAACUCAUCAUCAGACCCACCCCCCCCCCAAGGUGUCCCCCCUCCAAGGUGUUCCCCCUCCAAGGUGUGCCCCCCUCCAAGGUGUGCCCCCCUCCAAGGUGUUCCCCCUCCAAGGUGUCCCCCCCCAAGGUGUGUCCCCCCUCCAAGGUGUGUCCCCCCUCCAAGGUGUGUCCCCCCUCCAAGGUGCCCCACCCCCUCUAA